UCUCCAAAGCAACAGGCGAGAAGAAGAAGGAAGAACCACAAAAGCGAGGGGCAACUUUUUUUUUUAUUGUUGUUGAAAAGAUCUAGAAAACUUCCAAAGAUGCCAAACGUGGCGGUUUCUCAGACGGAUCACUUGCGAGGGAAGUGAUUUUCCUUUUCCUUUGAGGAGAAAACAGGAGGGAGGACGCGCGUUUUUUUUUUUCUUCUUUCUUUUCUUUUUCUUUUUUUCUGCUUCUUCUCUCCUCUUUGCCGUAUGAGACGUCAAAAAUUCCCCGUCGGUGUUCACAGAGCAGGCGCCUCGGAGCUGGGAGCUUUGUGAUCUGCAUGUGCCCGGGUCUCUGUGGAGGCCAGUGAAGGAUGCCAGGAUGCCCUCUCUGAUCGCCCGUCUGCUUGUCAUCUGGCUGAGCGUCCACAGGCUGGUGUGGUGCACGGAGCGCUCCUCCACACGGGAGCGCUUCAAGGUGGUCAUCGCGCCGCUCAUCUGCAAGCGGAUCUGCCUGAAGGGACAGUGUCAGGAUACCUGCGAGCAGGGCAACAACACCACGCUGAUCGCCGAGAACGGGCAGGCGGCCGACACGCUCAUCGGACAGGGCUUCAGGGUCGUUGUGUGUCCCCUGACAUGUAUGAAUGGAGGAGUAUGCAGCUCAAGGAAGCACUGCCUGUGCCCUCCGGGCUUCACCGGUCGGCUCUGCCAGUUUCCACUCCAGCAGAUGCGGCAAGCUCAGGCAGCGCGAGGCAACAAGCAGCCUGUGUACCCCGUACCUUUGAAGCCAGACGGCCAGAAAUUCGUGGAGCAUUCAGGCAUUGGGAGGACGCAGUUGACGCAAACACACUCAGUUUUCACCCUGCCUUUGUCACAAGUUGGGCACCACUCAUCAGAAGUGCAGAUUAACGUACGUGUCCACCACACGCCGGACACUUCCGUAGUCAUUCAACCUCUGGACACGUCAGAUAUCAAACCUCCCCACAAGACGGGGCCUCGUCUGAUCCCAUCCAGACACAAACCAAAGGGGCGCUGCUUCCAGGAGACGACGCCCAAACAAGCCUGCAACAGCACCCCGCUACCCGUUCUGACCAAUCAGGAGGAUUGCUGUGGCAGCGUGGGGAAUUCGUGGGGACAGAACAAGUGUUAUCAGUGCCCCAAACUACCAAAUGCAUCAGUCAAACAGACCAUUGUGGAAGACUACGGCUCCACCUGUCCGCAGGGCUAUAAAAGAUUCAACAGCACUCACUGUCAAGACAUCAACGAGUGCUCCAUACGGGGCGUCUGUCAGAACGGAGACUGCCUGAACACACUGGGCAGCUUCAAAUGUUCCUGCAAGUCUGGUUUUGUCUUGGAGAGGAAUCAGUGCAUUGAGUCUCCAGCUGAGCAGGCUCAGUGCUUCCGCAUAGCAUCCGAUGCCAGGGGCUGCGAGCACCCGCUGCAAACCGACAUCACCCAGGAGAUGUGCUGCUGCACGGUGGGCAAAGCCUGGGGCCGUAACUGUGAAAGAUGUCCUCAGGUGGGCACAGUGGCCUUCAGUAAGAUCUGCCCCGCUGGGAAAGGCUACUUUCUGCAAAACAGAAGAGAAACCGUGGCCCUUCCCUCCAUCAUCUUCGCCCGCACGCCUGACCUGGAAGAACCAGAACGGGUGGAGUGGCCUCCAGUGACGACGACUGCUGUGCAGCAGGCUCCGACCAGCACCAGCAGUCCUCGAGUUCCUGUUGUUAAACCCACCCCUCCGACUAUCGUCCGAGUCAUCCCGGGCAAUGACCCCUUCGAAACACAGACAAAAGUCUUCCCAGAGACAGAUGAAUGUAGGCUAAGCAGAAACAUUUGUGGUCACGGAGAGUGUGAGAACAGCCUGAACGGCCACAUCUGUCACUGUCACCCUGGCUACCAUCUCAACCCGCAGAGGAACAUCUGUGAGGAUGAUAAUGAAUGUGAGUCAGAGCCGUGCGGCCACGGCAGAGGCUACUGCGUCAACACAGAAGGAGGCUACAAAUGCCACUGUCGCCAGGGCUAUAAACACAUGGUGCAGCACGGAAGGCUUAAGUGCAUUGAUGUGAACGAGUGCUCUAAGCAGGACAUCUGUGGUGUCGGAGGCCAGUGUGUGAACCUUCCUGGUUCUUACAAAUGUGAAUGUCACCCUGGAUUUAGGAGCAAAUCACACCGUCACCCAGCCUGCGAAGACAUAAAUGAGUGUCUGAGUCCCGACACUUGCCCCAAUGAGCAAUGUGAGAACACACCGGGCUCCUAUGAGUGUGUUCCCUGUUUGCCUGGUCAUGAGGCUCGAGCUGGAACCUGCUAUGACAUUAAUGAGUGUCAGAAGCCUGGCAUUUGUCCUAACGGCCGCUGCGAGAACCUGCCCGGUACUUACCGCUGCCUGUGCAACGAGGGCUUCCUCCCGUUUGCAGACAGCAAAGGUUGCAGUGACAUCGAUGAAUGCGAGGACGUUCGGCUGUGUGCUUAUGGACGCUGCAUCAAUACCGACGGCUCCUUCAAGUGCCACUGCUACCCGGGAUACCAGCGCACACAGGAGGGCAGCCACUGUGAAGAUAUCAAUGAGUGUGAGAGGCCAUCUAGCUGUCUGAAGGGCCGGUGUAUCAACAGCAUGGGUUCAUACCACUGUGAGUGCCAGAAGGGAUACACGCUGGUCGGAAGCAGAGGAUGCCAAGACAUCGACGAAUGUGCCGCAGACAGAAGUCUCUGCCAGCCCUACGGCUCUUGUGAGAACAGACCGGGCUCGUAUGUGUGCGUCUGCAAUCACGGUUACGUCCUCUCAGAGGACAAACACAGCUGUGAGGCAGUGCGAGUGCUGACGGAUGAGAAGAAGGAGUGCUACCUGAACCUGGACGACACUGUGUUCUGCGACAGCGUCCUGGCAACCAACGUCACCAAGCAGGAGUGCUGCUGCUCCAUUGGAGUUGGAUGGGGGGAUCACUGUGAGAUCUACCCCUGCCCAGUUUCCCACUCAGCCGAGUUCCACUUCCUUUGUCCAAAUGGACAAGGUCUCUACUAUGAAGAGGGAUUUCAGUACAGCCUGCCUGCCUACCACGACAUUGACGAGUGUUCCUUGUUUGCUGAUGAAAUCUGUAAGAAGGGUCGCUGUGAGAACACACUGCCAGGAUAUGAGUGCUACUGUCAACAAGGCUUCUACUAUGACAGCAACCUCCUCGAGUGCAUUGAUGUUAACGAAUGCCACGAUGAAUCUCUGUGUACUAACGGUCAGUGCGUCAACACCGAGGGCUCCUUCUACUGCUACUGUAACCGGCCCUGGACCCCAGACUCCAACAUGAAGAAGUGUGUGAUGGUGACAGUAGCAGAUGUAAACGAGUGUGAGGACCCAGAAAACUGUAAGAACGGCCUCUGUGUGGACACGCCAGGGUCGUACUACUGCAUCUGCUCUCCACCCUGGACUCUGGCUACUGACCGUAACAGUUGCGUGACUCCUGAGGAGCAGGCUGAUGUGAAUGAGUGCCAGGACCCCUCGUACUGUAAGAAUGGGAGGUGUGAGAACACGCCCGGCUCCUUUCACUGUUUUUGCGACCCUCCCCUCACCUUCAGUGCAGCGCUGAAACAGUGCGUCUAUGACGAUCGCACUGCAGCCCACAAGGAUGUGUGUUUCCUGCAGGUUGACGAGGGUUCCAUGUGCAGCCAGGCCAGAAACGGCAUGGUGGUGACGUAUUCAGAGUGCUGCUGCCACUACGGUCGAGGCUGGGGGCCCGAGUGUAACACCUGUCCACCCAGGAACUCAGAGAUGUUCAGUCGUCUGUGUGAGAUGCACCUUGAGACCGAGUCCGAUGGGGAGCAGGAUUUCCUGGCAGCUUUCGCCAACUACAACCCAGGUGACAGUUCAGAAGAGGAUUCAGACGAGUGCAGCUGUGCAAAUGGUCGCUGUGUCCGUUCCUAUCUAGGCACCAUGUGUGAUUGUAACCCAGGCUUUAGGCUAGACCACUCCCGUACCCGCUGUAUAGACAUUGACGAGUGUGCAGAACCAGGAGCCCGUGUUAGUCCGUGCAAGAACGCCCGCUGUGUGAACACCGCCGGCUCAUACAAGUGCUUCUGCAAACACGGCUUUGUGGCCACACGCAGGCCAAACGUAUGCGCCCGGCGCAGAACUCGGUAACCUCCGUGUGUCACUCUGUUUAUCCCAGUCUAUGCAGCACACUCAAAGUCUCCCCUGUACAUGCUGUACGUACACUUCUCUUUCAUAGUACAAACAUGGGACUGUUUGUACGCAGUGAACCUAAAAAACAUGUGUUCUCAUCAGGAGCCACAUCAUAGCAACGGCUCAUAUGAAAUGUACAAAACAUAUCACCGUCAGCUCCUCUUCCACUCGCCAUUUCACAUUUUUUUAAAAAAGUACUCAAUAAAGACAAGAAAUAUGGUUGUUUAUUUGUUUGUUAAACGUUUUUUGUAAUUAUUGUCUUUUUUAAAAGCUGUUUUUGUAGUUUAAGUUUAAAAUGUGCAUUUUUUUGUGAUCUCCCUGUUGCAUUGAUCUUAAUUUGAAUCUCAAGCAAACUCUUGGUUUAACAGGGAAAUACAAAGAUCUCUAUGGUAUGACUGUUGUCUUCAGCCCAUUUAAUAUUUGUAUACCAUAGGAGUGAACUUUUACAUGAUGCGGAUUCCCCUUUACAUUCCCAUUUAAUCCGCAUUGCUUCAUGUUUAAAUCUAAAUCAGCUAAAUUGUUUUUUUCUAGCCACACUUUGUUGAUUUUAUUGUAUUGUACAGUUUGUUCAGCAGAAGGGUCCCUGUCCUGCCCCUGUUUAUUUGUUGAUGUAAAAUAUGAGAAACCCGAGGUUUUUGUAUAAUUUGACAUGUGCACCUAAGUGUACUUAAGCAAGAUUUGUUUUGUUAAAAAAAAGUUCAUGCACUAAGCAAUGAAUAUAGUGGGAAUAUUUGCUAAAUGUAGCUUUUUUUCUGGAAAACCAAGAACGUUUAACAUCUAUUGUCAUAAUUGCUGCAUCAAAGUAUUUAGAAAACCAAAGACGCUGUUGUGAUAAGAAGAAUUUAAUUAAAAAAAAGAACGUGUCAACCAGUCGUGCAUUUGUUUCUCUUGUGUUUUGGAGGCAAUACGUUUUGAAGAAAGGUGAUAGUGAUGCCCUUAGUUCAGACAGACACAUCCAGACAGUGAGGCACAGAGUCCUCCAGGUUAAGAAGUUAUGCAGGUCUGUGCUGUGGAUGAUUCAGUGUUGCCUUUCAAGCACACCUAGAAAGCAAAUAAACCCGGCACACAGCAAGGUUUCCAUACAUCUUCUAUUAGAUUUACUUCUAUGCUGUUUUGCUUUCUCCGUCAAUAUACAAAUCUGUGACAUUCAUAAACUUGUUUUUUGCUUUCUUUUUCCACAGAUUUUGGCUGGUUAACAUGCUGGUUUGGAUACAUUUGCAUAUUUAAAGGCGUUCUUUGGCCGCUUCACGCGUAGUACUGAAUUAAUAUUUCAAACCAGAUGUUUUGCAGCAUCAAGACGCAUUUUGUUUUUGUUUUCAUAAACAGAAAGGUUUCGAGUAGUAAAAUGGGAGUCAUUUUGCUGCUCCUUCGGUGCUGCAAAUUAUUCCCCACAGAUGUUUGUGCAACCAGACUGUUGCUGUAACCUUUUUAAAACCCACCAAUAAACUAGGAUUUUCUUGAAUCUAAAAUCUGGCUGCUAUUCUCGAAGAUAUCUAUGAUCAUCAAGUGUAAUUACUUAUUUAUUACCAUGGCAGACAAAAACAAGUUCCUGCAAGAUCUGCAAAUAUACAGUGAUGUAGGUAAAGAGCACAAUUCAUGAGGAUAAGUUGUUCAAGAAGGCUAAAGCUCUUUUCACUGGACCUAAAUAUCCCCCCAGACCUUGUUAUACCAGUGUUUGGGACUGUCAGGCCUGUAUCUUGUAUCAUCUGCUAAGAAUAUCUGAGUUAAUUCUGUUGCUGCUACAAAAAUACCUCCAGAUUCAAAUCCUCCCCCUUUUUUUAAUGACACUUGUAAACUGCCCGACGAAGAAAGUUAAAUGUGUUUUGUUUUGUUUUAUGGAAAAUGUUAACCUUGAAUGUUUAAUCUCCAUUUAAUUCUACUUAAUUGCAAGUGUAAUCCAGUUCAGCAGGUCAUGCAAACAUUAAAUGUAGCAAAAAUAAAUUCAACAUGUGCUGGUAGUAGAAGAGCUACUUCAAAAAUAAAUGGAUGAUUCACUUUGUUUAUAGAGAGUUGUAAUUGCAUGUGUUUAACCGGCUUCACUCGACGGCCACAAAAAUCCAAAUGAACGACUGAUAAAAGUUUAACUGAGGCACAGAAAUACAGUGUUAAAGAAAGGGAUAAUAAAGCUGUAGGAAAUCACAUUUUGUUACUGUGUCCAGUUUUCACUGACCUCAACAGAGCAAAUCAUUCUGAACUCCUUAUAGUCGACUGAAUUGAGGAUGGUCAGAACCUCAGAAAUGUACCUUUGAAUGUUUUUUUUGAAUAACAUUUCAUUUUUUCUUUAUCAGACAAAUACAACAGUAAGAAAAUACAUUAAGUACAUCAGUUGUGGAGAUUCAACUUGAAGUAAAAUGCUCAUGGAGAGGUGCAAAUGGGACAAAGACCACAAAGCCCGCUGCCUGUAUCAGCUACCUGAAGAACAGCGCCAUCUUGUGGCUUCUUGGUGUUACUAUAAUUCCUACAUAGAACACAAGCAAUGCUUUGUGAAAGUUACUGUAAAAAGUCACCAGAUAUUUUACAUCAGAGGAAGUGGAGCUUGAAUAGUAGAUGAGGACACAGUCAGAGGUCAGCAUGAGCCGGCCAACUGGGGUUUGAGAUUUAUUUUGCUUUCUGUUUUAUAUUAAAUAUUUCAAUCUUGUUUGGCUUCAUCUCAUCUAUUGUCUGAAUUUGCUUCCAGCUGUUUUUGUUUUGAAAUCAGGUGAACUCAUUUCCAUUUUCUUUUAUUCAGUUGUGUUUUGUUGUUUAUUGUUCUUUUGUAAUUGUAAAAAUACAAUGUGUCUUGAUCAUACGUUCUUAGAUAUGAACUGGACUUCAUUAAAUUCUGCACGCCUGAGUGACAAA
Molecule: messenger RNA, 6991 nt
Organism: Stegastes partitus (bicolor damselfish)
Lineage: Eukaryota; Metazoa; Chordata; Actinopteri; Pomacentridae
Gene: ltbp3
Product: latent transforming growth factor beta binding protein 3
Exons: 29
Coding region: 365-4108 (1247 amino acids)
Molecular function (GO): calcium ion binding
Source: RefSeq, a predicted model, not a curated record